GUUGGUUCACCUGGCCAUUAUCCACUGCGUCCCAGCUGUGGCACUCUGCUGCAUCGCUCAGCUGCCCAGGGAGGUGCUGGAGAUCCAAAAUGAUCUGUUCCAGACCCCUCUCCACCUCGCCGUGUACCUAGAGCAGCCCAGCGUGAUCCAGGCACUGAUCCACAAGGGAGUGAACCCCGGGCUGCAGGACCGCAACGGCAAUACCCCGCUGCACCUGGCCUGCGAGCAGCAGCGCCUGCGGUGCGCCCAGCAGCUGCUGCAGGGCACAGCCCCGCCGGAGGGCAACUAUGGCUCUCUCUCCUGCCUCCCCAUCCCAGGCUUGGCCUGUCUGCACAUCAGCACCUUGAAGGGGAACAUCCCGAUGAUGUCUCUGCUGCUGGAGAGCGGUGCCAACAUUGAUGUUCGGGAGGGCACGAGUGGGAAGACCCCAUUGCACCUGGCCGUGGAAUGCCACAACCGCAGGGCUGUCCAGUUCCUGCUGCGCAACGGGGCGUAUGUGGACGCCCAGAUGUACAACGGGUGCACCCCACUCCACCUGGCCGUGGGCCGCAAGGAUGCUGCCAUUGCUGCCAUCCUCUCACAUUCCGGGGCUGACACCCUGCUGAGGAACAUGGAGAAUGAGACAGCCCAGGACCUGGCUGACGGCAAUGACGACCUCCUUGCCUUGCUGCCGUUCGAUGACCUGAAGAUCUCGGGGAAGCCUGUUGUGUGCUCUGAAUGAGCAGCUGGACUCCUUUGGCCUGUUGGGCUGCCUCUUCGCUCUGCGCUGUUGCCUUGCUCCCACUGGGACCUCGCCUGCCCACAGUUCCAUGGGAGCAGAGCCACUUUGGGAGAUGUUAUCCCCCCUUUACCCUCUUGGAAGAAAAGUUUUGUUGGCCUCAGGCUGCCUUCUCGGAGAGAAGAAGGUGGCACUAUGAACACUACACAGGGGAGGCUUUUCUUUCAGUAUUUGUGCCCUGUGGCAGGACUGAAUUCCCCCUCUCUGCCAUGGGUCUGACUUGUGGGGAUCUCCAGCUUACCCAGGGAAGGAGCGGGAGAGGACUCCUUUUCACACUGUACGGUAGAUGGAGCGUCCUCUAGCACCCCCAAAUGCCAUCAGAAUAAGCGCAGGGUGAGGAGAGUUAACACGCACUCUAAUAAAUGUUUGUUCUUGC
Phaethon lepturus (White-tailed tropicbird) is the source of this 1154-nucleotide messenger RNA. Its product is annotated as NF-kappa-B inhibitor epsilon-like. Gene Ontology annotation, molecular function: protein binding. Lineage: Eukaryota; Metazoa; Chordata; Aves; Phaethontiformes; Phaethontidae. The record is from RefSeq and is a predicted model, not a curated record. The transcript is spliced from 5 exons. The annotation marks the transcript as partial.